This is a messenger RNA of Bemisia tabaci, 3657 nucleotides long. The record is from RefSeq and is a predicted model, not a curated record. Lineage: Eukaryota; Metazoa; Arthropoda; Insecta; Hemiptera; Aleyrodidae.
CUGAUGUACAUAUGUAUGUGCCUUUUCGCUGGUCGCUUAUCGUUCAGUUAUUAUCGCUCCGCGCCACGACCCUAAUCACUACCUCGUCGACGCUUUGUCAGAGCGCGCUAGAGGAUCUUCAUAUCUGCCUGGUUCAUAAAAAGGUCCUUUUUUUAGUUCAUGGAUUGAGGGUUAAUGUUACGUCUCGUUAUUCUAUCGAGUGAAUAUUGUUUAUAUGCAAUUCAAGUUUAGAAUAAAAUUAGUUGAUUAUUUGGUUCGGUCUUAUGAUUAACUGAGUGUAGCAGUGACAUCUCGGCUCUUCAAUGAGCACUAGCGUCCUUCCCCAACUUCAGCGUCUCGCGAGAUGUGGCUGUAGAAGGAUGGAUACCUGGAGCCACGUGAUGUGGCUAGCAGCACUGAUGGCCACUUUAGACAUUCGCACGACGAGAACCGACCCAAGAGAAGCAUCUCAAGCGCAGUCUCAUUCCCAAAUGCACUCUUAUUCGCAAUCAAGCUCGCACUCACGACAGAAGAGGCUUCUAUGGAUCACUAACGAUGGACGCCUCGCCCUGCCUCCCGGCACCCACCUUACCAUUACCCCCUCCUUAUCUUUACCCUUUGUUAGAUACCCACCCGAGGGAUUUUUAUCAAAUAUGUCCAUUAGUUUACCAUUUACAAUUGAUUUUGACUCGCUAGGACUCACUGAUAAUCAAAAUCCGUACGGAGUAUUACCUCCUCUGCUGGGAAGAAGCAUGGGGAGGGAAGCUGGUAGCAUUCUAGCGAAUUACAUCGCCCACCUGCUGAAUCAUAAAAAGGCAAAGAGAUCCUUACCACUCCCUGAGAAGCCUCCAGAGGUUAAGCAUUUAGGAGGUGAAAGAGCAUUACUUUACACCAUAGUAGAAGAUCUUUUAAGCAAUUUUGGCAUGGAUGGCCGAGCAUGUCUCCUGAGAGCCAUCUGUGAAGUGCAUGCCCAUAGUUACCUACAUAGAUUUGGACUCAUCGGUGAGAUCCUCAAACUCUUCUUCACAGCGAGUAAGUCACCGUUCUCCGAUCUCAUGGGAGAAUAUGUAGCUGCAGAGCGUGCCGGAUUGGGUGGAGAAUGUUGGCCAUAUUUCAAGGAAUGCACUAAAUCCUUGUUUCUUUCCUCUGCUUACUCCAAAUACUCGACCUCCAAUGAGAACGAACAGCCAGAAGAGGAGGAGAACGAUAUAAUUGAUGAGCGAGUUUAUAAAGUAGAUCUAAAUCAAAAACCCACCCUCACCAUGUCCAUGUGAAAAAAUAUCCGCGCUAUGCGGAAAUGACCUCGCAAGUUGAAUAGAGAAUUUAUUCUCACACACCAACAUACAAGUAUUUAUUUACCAUUCAUGGCAGAAAAUUCAUGGUCCAGUGUCUAGGUAUAUGUUUAAAGACAUUAAUGGUAGGUACUGAAAAAGUACUGCAUUUUUUCAGCCGAGGAGGUACUGAAUUUCGUGGAAAUGUACAGAAAAAGUACUGAUUUUUUGCCAGCCUGUUUUAGUAGACACCCUGGUCAUCGUAAGUUUGUUGCUGAACAUCUGGAAUUUCAAUGACAGUUUCAAAAAUCACUUCUGUGCUGUUUCCUCUUUGGAAAAAAACUGAGAUUUUUUAUCAUUCAAAUUUCUUACUGCAAAUCUGAUGCAACUUUACCAAGUAUUUUAGGAUUUAGAUUUUGCCAUGGGCUAAUUUAUUUUUAGACAAGGCGAAGAAAUGGUGCCGAGUCCGCACCAUUUCGCGGGGAAAAUAAAGCCAAGAAAUUCCGAAAAUAUUUCAAUUGGAGUCAAGACAAUUUUUGCUCUAUGCGUACCAGUACAAGAAUGAGGGGGGGGGGGGAGGAGGGAGUGCUCAGCCCAGGCAGCUGGCAUUGAUAUAGGUAUUAUGUUGAGAUCACGCCGAGAGAUCUAUCCCUACCGGUUUGGGCCUUCUUAGACUCAUUAGUACCUAGAUCACACUCGUUGGUGAACCAAACUUAUCAUCCCGCAAAAUACAAGAUACGGCAUGAAAACGCCGCCAUGAAUAUGACCCGAAUAUGAAGGCAUAUUCAUGCCGUCUUUUUGCGGAUGCUAAGUUGGGUUCACCGAAGAGUGUGAUCUAAGACGUGUUUUGUUCGAAACAACAAAAUGUUUCCAUUUUUUUUUUUGUUGUUUCUUACGCGAUUCUGAACGGGCGGCACCCGAUUCCCUCCCGGAUCCGAUUCCCUCCCGCUAAUGACCGCUGCCCAAGUCCGUUUCCGAUUCCCUCCCGCUAAUGACCUUUAAUAAAAUGAAGCGGCAACGUCGCAUUAAUCAUUCUAAUCAACUUACCAUUUCCAGAGAGAGGCGCUGUUUCCCGUGAGUGUUUCAGGAAAAUUAGGGUAUAUUCACAAAAUUAUGAUGAUUUGAUGAAGAAAGUGGGCUAGGUUGAUAGAAAGUUCUCAAAGUCUAUUUCAUAUGCAAGCAUAAAACAAAAUUUGAGAACCCUCUCUCCCUUCUAUGACCCUCUUCAUGGCUGCCGGAUGUUCACAGAAAAACUAAAAGGGGUGUAGAGAGAUGCGUCACACAAAAAAUAAAAUCACAGUAGUAAGUCAUGUUCAUGGCUGCCGGAUUUUCACAGAAAAACUACAUACAACAUGCAUAUGAACACAUACAUAUGAAACAGACUUUGAGAACUUUCUAUCAACCUAGCCCACUUUCUUCAUCAAAUCAUCAUAAUUUUGUGAAUAUACCCUAAUUUUCCUGAAACACUCACGGGAAACAGCGCCUCCCUCUGGAAAUGGUAAGUUGAAUGAUUAAUGCGACGUUGCCGCUUCAUUUUAUUAAAGGUCAUUAGCGGGAGGGAAUCGGAAACGGACUUGGGCAGCGGUCAUUAGCGGGAGGGAAUCGGAUCCGGGAGGGAAUCUCGGGAGGGAAUCGGGUGCCGCCCUUCUGAACAACCAAUUAGAGAGCAACUUCCAGUUUUAGAUUAGAAAACAGCGUAGCUUUUUUGAACAACAUAAAAAGGACUUGCUUUGAGCACGUUGCAGUUGUUGUACAACAAUGUUGCUUCAGGAGUUCUCAAGUUUUGCGCACGAAAAUCAGCCCCGCCUCCACAACACAAAACAACUUCGAACAAAUGCGAUUGUUGCUUGUUUUCACAACGUGUUGCGAGUGUUGCCUCCGAACAAAAUACGACUCUACUGAUGAGGUCCAAAAAGACCCAAACCGCCCAAUCCGGUAUACAUUUCUGGGCGUGACCUCGACCUAAUAUUCGAAUGCAAGCUGCCUGAGCUGCGCCCCCCCCCUUGCAAUGCUUUGUUUUCCCCGCGAAAUGGUGUUGACCCAGCACCAUUUCUUCACCUUCUUAGGUACAUCCAAUUCGGGCCAAUUUUUAGUGUUUUUUCGUGUUUAUUUUUAGACAUACGUUUAGGUUCAUUCAAAAUAUGUAAGUUUCAAUAAGAAUGAUGCUAAGAGCUGUAGAUACAUGUCUCUUUUGUGAAUAGAUAAAGGUAUGUAAAUAUGAUCACUGUCUCCAUAUUGUAGAAUAAACAAAUAAUAAUAUUAAAAAUCUUUUGGAGAAUAUGUCAUUAAAGCUGAAGAAGUAUCAAAAUUAUUAUUUGAGUUUUAUCUCAUGGAUUGGAUAAAACUGUACUUACCAAUGAUGAUGUGUGUAUACUAGAACACAAAUAAACGUUUUAUCGUAAAACUU